Messenger RNA from Octodon degus (degu), 486 nucleotides. It is a transcript of the gene Omp, whose product is annotated as olfactory marker protein. The record is from RefSeq and is a predicted model, not a curated record. Gene Ontology annotation, cellular component: cytosol; axon; neuronal cell body. Bases 1 to 486 code for a protein of 161 amino acids. The transcript has a single exon. Gene Ontology annotation, biological process: sensory perception of smell; signal transduction. NCBI's taxonomy places the organism in Eukaryota, Metazoa, Chordata, Mammalia, Rodentia, Octodontidae.
AUGGCUGAAGAUGGGCUGAAGCAGCUGGAGAUGCCUCUGGUCCUGGACCAGGACCUGACCAAGCAGAUGCGACUGCGCGUGGAGAGCCUGAAGCAGCGUGGGGAGAAGCGUCAGGAUGGCGAGAAGCUGCUCCGGCCGGCUGAGUCCGUGUAUCGAAUCGACUUUACCCAGCAGCAGAAGCUGCAGUUCGAGCGCUGGAAUGUCGUGCUGGACAAGCCAGGCAAGGUCACCAUCACGGGCACCUCUCAGAACUGGACACCCGACCUCACCAACCUCAUGACACGCCAGCUGCUGGACCCCGCUGCCAUCUUCUGGCGGAAGGAGGACUCGGAGGCCAUGGAUUGGAAUGAGGCCGAUGCCCAGGAGUUUGGGGAGCGCCUGUCGGAUUUGGCCAAGAUCCGCAAGGUCAUGUACUUCCUCAUUACCUUUGGCGAGGGGGUGGAGCCUGCCAACCUCAAGGCCUCGGUGGUGUUCAACCAGCUCUGA